AUGGCGUCUAAUGGAGGACAUCAGCAGGAAUAUGACGCGGCGCUGUUGGCGUCUGCGCCUGCGGCGACCAAGGCGCAGCUUCAGAGCGGAUACAACCCGGACCUCCUCGUCGAAAAACCGAGCACGCCCACACAGCAAGGGUCCGACCUCGAAGCCGCCCUUCCACCCACCGCCAACCCCACGCACACAACCGCCAACGCCCACAGAAUGCAGCAGCGACAGCCGUUCUACCGCACACGCAAGGGCAUCGUUAUCAUCGUCAUUGCACUCGUCGUGGUGAUAGCGGCGGCGGUGGGCGGGGGCGUGGGCGGGUCGAAGAAGAAGCAUGGGAGCGAUGCGGUCGUUGCGCCGACUGGGCCGGAUGAUGGUGGGAAUGGUAAUGGGAGUGGGGCGCCGCCGCAGGUUUCCUCGGACGGCUCGAGUUCCAGCACAACGGGGACGGGGACGGGGACGGGGACGAGCACGAGCACGAGUGCGGGGACGGGCGCGUCGCAGGGUGUGGGUGACCCGAACGCGCCGCAGCCGCAGCCGGGGCCGUCGCAGGGCGCGACGCCGACGCAGGGGGGUGUGAUUGGGAGGCCUACGGAGUCGGCGGCGACGGCUGUGGCGGGGGCGGUGGGGACGGGGACUGAUGCGAAUGCGGUGGGACAGCUCGUUGGCGGGUCGACGUGA
Messenger RNA from Psilocybe cubensis, 672 nucleotides. RefSeq lists its product as uncharacterized. The record is from RefSeq and is a predicted model, not a curated record. The transcript has 2 exons. NCBI's taxonomy places the organism in Eukaryota, Fungi, Basidiomycota, Agaricomycetes, Agaricales, Agrocybaceae. The coding region runs from base 1 to 672 and encodes 223 amino acids.